This is a messenger RNA of Austrofundulus limnaeus, 1058 nucleotides long. RefSeq names its product hemK methyltransferase family member 1. Gene Ontology annotation, molecular function: nucleic acid binding; protein methyltransferase activity. The record is from RefSeq and is a predicted model, not a curated record. Lineage: Eukaryota; Metazoa; Chordata; Actinopteri; Cyprinodontiformes; Rivulidae. Gene Ontology annotation, biological process: protein methylation. Gene Ontology annotation, cellular component: mitochondrion.
CAGCGUGAUAAAAGUAUCUUUAAAUUACGGGGUUAUUUUUAGUUUUACCGUCAGAUUUUUCUAACAUUUACAUGAAAUAAAAUUAAUUAAAGAGCUCUGUUUUUAUUAUCGUAGUUUUCAGUCAAGAGUAUGUUGUUUUCAGUUCUAUUUGGCCCAUUAUUAUGCGCACAAUGCUGCUACGUUUUUAAAUUCCCGAUGUCUUAGAAGGAAGCUCUAUACAGUCAGUGCUGCGUAACAUGCGCCGCAUUUGCUGACGUAUUACGUCACCAGAACGUUUCAAAAACGAUUUUGUGCGCCAUGUGUUAAACAGCAUGCUGCUGCUUUCAGAAAAUCAACUAAUUUUUUAUGCCUAAUUGUGUAUAAUUCGCAUGACAAUAUACAUAUGUAUAUAUAUUUAGGACUUUUGUCGCUGCAUGUCUUGUGUCCUUGAUGAGACAGCGAAUAAACAGUAGCCGUAAGUCCGCGAGUAAUGACGUCCUGACCGUGUUUACUUAAUCAUGUGGAGAAGAACACUGAGUUCAACAAACAGAUGUUUGAGGUGCAGGAGUGCUGGACUAAAGUGGAUUUGGAGCUUUCCUAGCAGGCGCAAGAGCAGCGCUCCAGGCUUACCUGCAGGCCAGAUCACAGCUCUUCAGGCAGUGGAUGUUUGGAGGAGACACUUUGAGGAGAACGGUGUUUCGGAGCCUGAGGUGUCCAGCCGGUACAUCGUCGCUCAUCUGCUUGGAGCUAAAACAAUGGAAAGUCUCGGGCGGGAGAGGUUAACAGAGUUCCUCAGCAGAGAAAAGACAGAGCAAGUGUGGAGGCUCUGCACCAGACGUCUUUCUAGGAUGCCGGUGCAGUACAUCAUCGAGGAGUGGGACUUCAGAGACCUAACGCUGAAGCUGAGACCUCCUGUGUUCAUACCAAGACCUGAAACCGAGGAGAUGGUUGAACUUGUGCUCACAGACCUGCGAAGGAAAUCCGGACCCGGACUGGGUUCAGAGUCCCAGCUGACAUGCGUGGAAGUGGGUUGCGGUUCUGGUGCCAUUUCUCUCAGCCUGCUGAAGAGUCUGCCUCAG